AUGUCAUCAAAUCAAAUCCCAACAUUACAUUAUUUCAAUGGUCGUGGAAGAGCUGAAACCAGCAGAGUUUUGUUGACUUUGGCAAAUAUCGAAUUCAACGAUGUCAGAAACACACUGCCAUUCGCUGAUGAUGGAAUCAAGCAAAAGGCAACCUAUAAACAAUUGCCAUACUACAUCGAUGGUGAUUUCGAAGUUUCACAAUCGCUGGCAAUCGAAAACUACAUUGCCAACAAAUAUAAUCUAGCCGGUGACAAUCUAACUGAUAAAGCCAAAGUACUCUCGAUCUCACAAGCAUCCUACGAUAUUUCGAUUCCAAUCUUUACGAAUGACACCGAAGAGAAGAAAGAGUUGUACAAGAAUGAAACACUACCACGUUUCCUCGCUGCCUGGGAGAAGAUCUUGGUUGACAACGGUGGAAAGUAUUUUGUUGGCACUAAGCUGAGUGCUGCCGAUGUCAGUGCAUACACCACCCUUGAGAAUCUAUACGCCAAGAACUUCAAAGAUAUCGUCGAUAGAUUCACAACCCUAACCUAUUUUAAAUCAACAUUUGAAACAAUCCCAUCGAUUUCAAACUAUUUAUCAAAGAGACCAACUGAUCUUAUUUUCUAA
Messenger RNA from Heterostelium album PN500, 609 nucleotides. Its product is annotated as glutathione S-transferase. Lineage: Eukaryota; Evosea; Eumycetozoa; Acytosteliales; Acytosteliaceae. Gene Ontology annotation, molecular function: glutathione transferase activity. The record is from RefSeq and is a predicted model, not a curated record. The transcript is spliced from 2 exons. Gene Ontology annotation, biological process: glutathione metabolic process. Bases 1 to 609 code for a protein of 202 amino acids.